AUGAUGUUCAACAUAUUAAACAUUGAAUAUCGAUGUGUAGCGGCAGCGCUCUAUCCACCUGAUGAUCUUUUGGUCACAUCAAACGAUCAAUUACGCCUGAUGAAAAUGUACAAUGAUCCAAUUGCAAUAGAUCCAACGGAAUUAUUUGAUAUGGACCGUGACAGAUUGGGACUUGCCAAAAAAGCGAUGCGAAAGUAUCUGGAGCCAGAAGAUGUUGAAAAGAUGGACAAGUUGGAGACAACAAGAUUUUUGUUGCCUGAAAGUAUGAGUGAUAAGGAAAAUAAAAAGUAA
Molecule: messenger RNA, 291 nt
Organism: Gongylonema pulchrum
Lineage: Eukaryota; Metazoa; Nematoda; Chromadorea; Rhabditida; Gongylonematidae
Source: the annotation of a GenBank genome assembly